AUCAUUAACCAUUUUUCUCACCGUCCUCGGCAUCGUUACGUUACUCAUUAACAAUUUGAGCUUCAUUGAUUUGGUACCCCAGAAAAUUUUGACGCGACCACCGCUGUUAGUCUUCGCAUUCGGAUAAAAAGGAGAAAAAAAAAGCCAUCACCAUGGACGCGAUCAAGAAGAAGAUGCAAGCGAUGAAGCUGGAGAAGGACAACGCCCAGGACAAGGCCGACACGUGCGAGGGCCAGGCAAAGGAGGCGAACAUGCGCGCGGACAAGGUCAACGAGGAGGUCCAGGAGCUCACGAAGAAGCUCGCCCAGGUGGAGAACGACCUUAUCAACAACAAGUCCAACCUCGAGCAGGCCAACAAGAACCUCGAGGAGCGCGAGAAAUCCCUCACCAAUGCCGAGUCCGAGGUCGCCGCCCUCAACAGGAAAGUCCAGAUGAUCGAGGAGGACCUCGAGAGGUCCGAGGAGCGCCUCAACACCGCCACCGCCAAGCUCGCCGAGGCGUCCCAGGCGGCCGACGAGUCCAGCCGCAUGUGCAAAGUGUUGGAGAACCGCGCCCAGCAGGACGAGGAGCGAAUGGACCAGCUGACGAACCAACUCAAGGAGGCCCGGCUCCUGGCCGAGGACGCGGACGGCAAGUCGGACGAGGUGUCCCGCAAGCUGGCCUUCGUUGAGGACGAGCUCGAGGUGGCCGAGGACCGAGUCAAAUCCGGAGAGGCCAAAAUCAUGGAACUCGAGGAGGAGCUGAAGGUCGUCGGUAACAGCUUGAAGUCCCUGGAGGUCUCCGAAGAGAAGGCCAAUCAGAGAGUCGAGGAGUUCAAGCGGCAACUCAAGACCCUGACGGUCAAGCUGAAGGAGGCUGAGGCACGCGCCGAGUUCGCCGAGAAGACCGUCAAGAAGCUCCAGAAGGAGGUCGACAGGCUCGAAGACGAGCUCGGCAUCAACAAGGACAGAUACAAGUCUCUGGCCGACGAGAUGGACUCCACCUUCGCCGAGUUGGCCGGUUACUAAUUUACCUCGACUUCGAACAUCACCACACUUCACGAGCAAAAGAAGGAAGAAAUAUAUUUUUAAGAUAUAUUUGUCACACACGAUCGCCCAAACGAGACACAUGUUGUUCAUCCAAAGCAAUUAUUAUCUCGUGUUGCGCAGCUCAUCGGGUGGCUGCGUAUAAAAACACAGUGCGUGUAUUGACAAUAUUAAGAACAAGAUAAAAAUUAAACAAAAAAAGAAAAAAAAAAUGCCAA
Copidosoma floridanum is the source of this 1243-nucleotide messenger RNA. RefSeq names its product tropomyosin 2 (gene Tm2). The record is from RefSeq and is a predicted model, not a curated record. NCBI's taxonomy places the organism in Eukaryota, Metazoa, Arthropoda, Insecta, Hymenoptera, Encyrtidae.